GUGGAUAUCUCAGGCUACCCGCAACUUGAGCCAGAACGCGGCAGUGCUCUGGCGAUCCGUCCGCCACAGGAUCCAGGAGGCACUCGACCAGAAGAAGGCUCACCUUGAGGCCAACGUAGCUGAGGUUGUCUCCCUCGAGCAGCAGGUCGCCGCCCACGCGGCCAAGCUUGGGGGCGCAGGGGACAUGUUCAAGUCAGAGAUCCUGGAGGACCAUUUCGUACUUGAUCCCCAACAGCUGCAAGGCGAAGAGGAGGACGGGGCCGAGAAGCUGCGGACCUUCGCCUCCCAGCUCGUCUCUGAUGCCCGUUGGACUCAGGUGCGCACCAUGCUGUGCAAGCAGGUCGCCUCCAAGGUGCUCAUGAAUAUCGGUCUUGCAAUGGCAGGGUUCGAAGGUCCCUGCAUUAUCGGUGGCGACGGGGACAUGGAGGCUGAGGAGGUCAAUUCUUCUACGUUCACUACGAAUGCGAAGGUCGCUAGUGUCAAGCCAUCCGGGAUCACGUGCAGGACGGCCAAGGCGAACACCACGAUCGAUUACUUCGCGAUGACCACGGCGGCUAUCAGGUUAGUCAAGCAGGUGAAAGUUGAUCGUACAUGGGCGACAAAACCUCACAGACCCGUCGUGGUGGAGAUGGCCACAGUCGCUGGCAAGCUUCAGUACCUCACCUAUGUUGGUGGGAAAAAGCUGCCUGCUGGAGUUGUGUACGGACCUCAUCGCCCUGACGUUGACUGGCACAACGAGCUUGCUUAUGCGGAGUCUGCUGUCGACAUUGCGCAGCGCGGGAACGUAGACGCAGCGCGGCAUUUCCUCAGUACGGCCCGGGCGAUGUUUGCAGUGCAAGCUGGAGUGCGGCUGGGACAUAUUACUGGCAGUGAGGUAACUCAAUUUGACAACUAUGCCCGUCACGUUCAGCCGCAGUGGGUCGAGCACAGCUAUGAAGGGCGUGACCAGGAAGGCUUUGAGAACAUAGCAGAUGGAUGGAAACGGCCAUGGGAGGCCACAGGCUCAUCAUACUUUACUUUGCGAGCUACAGGGUAUGGCAACGUGCCCGUCGACCUGAGCUGCGUAGGCUACAGGCGUAUAGCCGGGGUGCAUCAGACUGGAGCGAGGCCAGCCUUGAUUUAUGGGGUAGAGGUCAAUGGCGCCAGCGACAGCGAGCUCAAUACCCUGGGGGAGCACUACCAGAUGCACCGGGAGCCGUACCACGGUGGAGUCUCAUCUGCCGGGAAGAUGGCAUUACACGGGGAUCCUGUGUCAGGCGAGGACUGCGAGAAGCUGGAUGACGCCAUGAGGAGGUUAACGGACGGCAGCGUGGUGGCCGGUCACUUCGCCAAGCAGGGCGCCAGAAUGCACGAGGCCAUCACAGACGAGUUUGCCGAGCGCAUGCAGCAAGCUGAGGAGAGGUGUCUUCAGCUUGCGAAGCUGGUGGCGGGCACCCUCCCCUUGUGCGUGCAGGAGGCCCAGGGGUGGGCGCGGUCCCGAGGGCACAGGAAAGUACGCAGCACGCGGACGCAAGGGUGGCGUCAGUGGGCUGACGCGUCCCCGGGCACCCAGUGUACUCAAUGCUUGCAGCUAUGCGGCCAGGACGAGCAGGACGUUAUGAAUGAUUGUCGUGGCACGCCGUCCUUCUUGGUCGAUUUCUCGCGAGAACCUCUUGGCCACAGACUUGUUGCAGUGAAUCAGCGUGGUGACCUUGCUUCAGCAGUUGGGGGGGCGGUCUUCGCGCGUGCUGGCCGUGGCGCGUGGGCGCAGCAGCGGAGGAAGGUCAAGCUCAGAUCGGAGUGUACCGACCCCACUGCCAAAGGAGCGGAGGUGUUGUACAACCUGAGACACAGUGUCGGUCCACACCGCAAGUUGGCAAAGUACAUCGACGCUACCGUGCAGAUAGGUGCUGUUGCCAAGGUGGCGGUCGCGGCUAUGCAGGAGAAGACGUCAGUAGUGCGAGCUGUACCUGACGGGCCCUGCGAUUUCAAGACCAGGAUGGCGGCGCUGGGCGAGCGGAUCAAAAGAGAGGAAAAGGGCCGGGAGCUGCAGUGCGACGGACAGAAUACCUUCCUUGGCAGGAGCGCUGCGGCUGCGCUCGCUGCUGAUAUGCCGCCCCAGAUGGCGAAACAAAUUGGAAAAGCCACCCAGCUGGUUGCGGGUGAAGUACGGCGACCAGUCUCAAGCAUUGGUGAUGACUACUACGAGCUCGGCGUCAUCGCCAUCUGCGAGCUCAUAGCCAUGGUGAUGCAUGACGGAGACCACGCUGAGCUGAUUCGCAGAAUCUGGAGCCGUGGGAUGGCACCCAGCGUGGCCACGCAGCCGCAGCUGCGGCACAGGGACAUCGUGCGGCUCAUCGACAUCGGGGAGCCGCUGCAGCUGGACGCGGCGUCUCUGAGCGGG
Prorocentrum cordatum is the source of this 2383-nucleotide messenger RNA. The record is from the annotation of a GenBank genome assembly. Lineage: Eukaryota; Dinophyceae; Prorocentrales; Prorocentraceae.